GAAGCAGCGAGAGACUGGAGUGAGUUUUGCCCGAGUCUCCAGCAAAGCUGGAAGCAGGCAGCAGCCACAUGGAGAUCUCCAGCUGCAGAGGGUGAGAAGAAGGCUGCGUUUUGCCCAUGCCUGGCUGGAAAGAGACUAUCAAGACGAAGCCUGGAAUGGGGGGAUCCUAGGAGGCCAGAGGCCAGAUCAUCCCCCUUCACACACACACACACCAAACAAAAACAAGGAGGCACUACAGAGCUCUCUUAGAUCGCUAAGGAGGAGAGCAAAGAGGCUGAAGAUAUGCAGCUGACUCGGUGCUGUUUCAUAUUUCUUAUCCAGGGGAGCAUCUAUCUUCUGGUAAUCUGUGGCCAAGAUGAGGCAACAGAAGAGGAGGAAGAAGAAAAUGGAAAAUCCUCCAAAGCUCAACAAAGACCCCGAGUGCAAAAGAAAAAAGCCCAAGUCUCCUUAAAGUCCUCUGUAACCCCAUCUCACUUCCAGAAUACAACUCUCUUAGAAUUGGCCUCCAGUAAUGCACCAGAAUUUUGGAAUAUCCUAGAUAGCUUGUCCAAGCAGGGAAAAGGCAAACAACCUCGUGGAAGAAGAGAUUCCCUCACCAACCCUAGUCAGUUCAAGAAAAUAUUUGGGUGGGGUGAUUUCUACUCCAACAUCAAGACAGUAAAACUCAACCUCUUAAUUACAGGCAAAGUGGUUGAUCAUGGGAAUGGCACAGUCAAUGUGUUCUUUCGGCAUAACUCCACUGGCCAUGGGAACAUCUCAGUCAGCUUGGUGCCACCAAACAAAGCAGUUGAGUUUGAUCUUGAGCAACAAAUCUUCAUAGAGGCAAAAGAAUCAAAGAUCUUCAACUGCCGGGUGGAGUCUGAGAAGGUGAGCAAAGCAAAGAAGACUACCCUGUGCACUUAUGACCCUUCUAAAACCUGCUUCCUGAACCACACACAGAGCCAGGUCUCCUGGGUUUGUUCCAAGCCAUUCAAAGUUAUCUGUAUCUACAUAACCUUCUAUAGCAUAGAUUACAGACUUGUGCAAAAAGUGUGUCCUGACUACAACUACCACAACAAUGUUCCUUAUUACCCCUCUGGGUGAUGACAUACCUCUUUUGAAUUUAAAGCAGCCCAUGUCUCAAAUGUCACUUCAUUGGGGAUUGGGGAAGAAAAAUAGACUAUGAAAAGAUUGAACCAUGCUUCACCAAUGCCAGGCAUACACCCGGCUUCUACUAAGAGACAUUGAGUUUGGAGAAGAGAUUGAGAGGACAUGAAUGGACAUAACAUCGUUGGAACACUUUACCCUUUCAUGUAUACAUUUAGCCAAAAUAUCUCAGUGCUUAUGGUGGAAAACCCAAACUGCACUUUCAUUUCAUCAUUGCUAUUUAACAAGUGAUGUAAUCCAUCAGGGGUACUACUGUUGAGGUUUGUAUCUGUCAACAGCCACAUUUGGGGGAAGCAAUCUGUAGGAGGUUGUGUAUCAAAAAUGCAUAAAACUCAAGCAAACAGUGGUCAUGAGUCAAAAGUGAAAGAGGCCAUAUUUUGACUUUUGACAUGUCUUUUUCUCUUUUUGUUAUUGCUUUUUCUAGUUUCCCUUUUUCUUCUUUCUCAGUAUUCCUGUGACUGAUGCUAAGAGAGAAUAUUCUUGCCUGAAAUUAAGCUUUGGAAUCAUUCAUAGAAAUUAGAUGAACUUAGAUCCUUCUUGACUGUGCCACGUUAUUCACCCAAAAGUUAACUUUAUGAAUGGGUGCUGUUUAAUACUUUUUCCAGUAACAGGGACCUCCAUGGGUCACAUGGAGGAUAUCAGAGUUCCGGAUGGGGGAGGUCCAAUGGCCCCUUGAUAGAAAUAAAUUAUUUUUUUUCCCCCUCUACUUCCUUGCCUGAGCAUUUCACCAUAUCAUUCAUCCCCUUGCAUUUUAUCCAGUUUAAUAUCUCUAAGUUUAAUUUUAACUCUCUAAAAAUGAACAGCCAGUGAGAGGAACUGAAUAAAAAAGAGUUAGAAGGCUGUAUUGGGGUAUCUGUAUCUGAGCGCUCAAGAUGGCACACUACAGUUUAAGGAGUGUUUUUCAUCCUUUGGGAUUGAUCUGUCUUAUUUCCUUUUGCCACUCUUAAAAACAGCCAAAAUUCUUCUGCUUUCCCAGCUUGCCCUCUCUACCCUGAUCCCUGAAAAUUUCUAAGUCUGAAACUAGAAAAUUGAAUGGAAGCACUAGAACAUUCGCAUUCCAAAGGGCCACUGCUGGGACUUAAGUUGUACAUGAUCCACUACUUGACAUAGUGGUGGGAAACCUGAUCCCUUACCUCUAAUACUUUUUCAAUAUAUACUGUAUAGCCAGAUCCUAAUUGCAUUCUUAUGGGUCAGUUUUCCUUGAAUAGAGCACAAAUAUAGUUUAUGUGAUGUGAUAAUCUCUCUAUCAAAACACUGAAGGUUUGGGUCAGGUGGUGCCAGAGAAAAUGAAUGUUACCCAAAUGGAAUCGUAAUGUUGUGCCUUUGAUUUAAAUUAAUCUUAAUGAUUUUUUAAAAUAUAUAUAUAUAUAUUAAAACAGAUUUGGCCAGAAUCUGCAGAAACAAAUUGGGAAGAAUUGAAUUGGGGCUGAGUCAUAGCAAGAACUUCAGCAGCAGUAAAUAUGACUUGAAGAUGGAGAAACUUUUUCACUCAUCUACAUCUACUUAGCCUUGAGCCCCCUGAAACAUUGGAAGCUUGUAUCUGCUUCUUGAUGAUUGCCAGCCUUGAGUAUUGCUACUUUGGGGGGGGGGGGACCAUACUUUUUCAAUUACAUUCUCUCCUAAUGUUUGAGAUAGGGAGGGUGAAACACUGUUUAGUCAAGGAAGUAGAAGGACAAGGCACAUCCUCGCAUUACUGGACAAGGGAAGAUUGAUUCAAAUCUGGGUGAAGCUAUCUCAGGGGAAAGAUAGCUUGCUUGCUAGGAAUUGUGAAAUUAGUCCUUGGCUGCAGCCUUGCAGAGUUCACACCACUUCUCUAGGGCAGAAAAUGUCAUAUUGGAAGAGACAGGUAGAACUUCAAUUCAAGGAAUUAGGAAAAUGGUACAGAGAAUGUACUCCUCGGUGGGAUUUAAGCACUGCAGAAAGAUAUUAUUUACAAUUACAAGAUUAUGCGAAAAUAUGACAGAUGGCACUUUAGAAAUGGCUUUCCCUAAUCCAAUAUUGUCAGAAUGUGUUAGACUACAGGAGUUAUCCUCAUCUACAUGGCACCAGGUUGAAGAAUCCUAGUCUAAAGGCUACUCUAAACAAUGAGUUAAUUAUUUGGUUCCAGCUGUAAAUGCUUUUAGAAUGUUGAAAGAUAUAGGGGACACAUAGAGGAAAAUUCCCAUACAUUUUUAAAUAGCAUUUUUCCCCUUAAGGUGUGAAAAGGGGAUGGAGAAAGAUAUACUAUGUGUAACAUCUGCAUUGACAACCAUUUCCACCUCACUGGUUAACCAUUCACAUAUUUCAGAUUCUGGCUUAAUCGUCUUUGGAGAGUCUCUAUUUAGCAGGAAACAGGCACAAAUUUGAAUGCUUGGGAGCCUUGUAUUGAGUAAAACUUGCCCCCCUAUCUUUUUACCCUAAAUGCACCGCUACUCGUCUAUAAAAGAGAUUUAGCAAGCCUCCUACAGAGAUUUUGGUCUUGGAUGGCUACAUAUUUUCUAGCUGUAAUUUUAACAUUCUGAGAAGAGAGAAAUAACAAACGAAAAGAUAGGAAAAGAAAAUCACAGCCCACCUUUUUCUAAUGCAUUGUCCAAACAACCCCUUUUUUAAACAACUUAGUAGAUGAUCAUCAAUAUAUAGCAUGUAUGAAGGUAGAAUUUGGUGUUAUUCAAAUAACACCAAAUGGUAUUGGUGGUAAGAAAUGCUACUAUUUCCCAGUUCCCAAAUUUAUGCUUUUUUCCCAAAGAGAAAUUCAUUAUUCUUUCAUUACAAAUGGAUAUACCUUCACUUCAGGGAAAGAUGCCAAAUUUGUUUGAAAUCCUGCAUCUGUACCAAAUGCUUUCUGAUGCUCACUGGCACAGAAGCACAUGGAGGGACUGUGGGGGCAAUGAACACAGCAAGUGGCAGUCAUAAAGAGCUUGCGUGCACCUGGGCAUCUCUUGGUCCUCAGAAAAAGCAUCUGCAGCCAGCCCAAUUAAAAUAAAAUUAACGUUAGGGGGAAGAAAAUAAGCCUGUGUUAAGCUUCUAAAGGGUUCUUUGUUUCAACAAAGGUUUGUGUAAAGCAUCCCAAUGAAACUGUUUCACAAAGCAGUGUGGAACCCUUGUUUAUAAACAUCAACAAAGCAGCCACUUUACUUCAUUUUAUCUCAGUUCAGAGGCCUCUCCUGGCAGUUCCAACAGAUAGAAAAGAUGUUCUGCACAUGCCCUAAGCAGAGACAAAACCUCUAAUGGCUGCUGGAAUGGCUGGUCAAAGCUCUGAGGCAAUGUUCAUUUGCUUGAUGUGUCACCUCAUCUGAAGAUGUGCCUCACAUGCCCUCUCAUAAAAAUUUUCAAAAUUUAACAUCCUCCUCCUCCCAUCUUAUAAAAUUUCAGCUUGUUUAAGGUUUCACAAAGUCUCAUGUGAGAACAUUACGAUCCUGUGUUUCUGAUUCUAGUAAGAAUGCAGGGUAAGACUAUCGCCAUCUCAGGAGAUUACAAAUGGUUUGUGGGGGGAGGACAAUUUAGCCCCCAGGCGAUGCCACUUGGGACAUGAAAAGGUUGCUGACUGCUGACAACGACUGUGCGAAUGCAGUACACAAUCAAGUUACAGUUAUACAUAGGUACUUCCAUGCCUAAUACAGCAAAUUCACUUGUAGAAAUAUUUCCCAGGAUGUAUUUUGGAGUUACUAAUUUAGCUUUUCUGGUUUCAGAUUUGAGGCUUCGUUUUAACAUUAGACCUAGACUCAUUGGACUGCCCCAGACAAUUAAUUCUGAAUGGACUGCCUAUGCGUUGAUGACCUACCUCAGAGGUUAUUGUCAUAAGAGAUGAGACCAUAAUUUAUAGAAUCUGUGGUGCUAUCAAACAGCCUUCCCCAAAGUGGUACCCACCAGAAGUGUUGAACAAUCCCCAGCUAGUAUGGAUAAUGCUGUGGAGUUAUGGUCCCAUAUGUCUUUAGGAAACAUGAAGCUGUGAGAAAUUGCUAUUAAAAAUGUUUGGAAAAAGGUUUCCUUCUCUUCUGCUUUUUCCAAGUUUCAAUGCUGCUCCCAUCAAUCUACCUAACAUUCAUCUUUCUCCAAGGGUUCUCUUACUUCUUUGUGCCAGAUCACUAUUUUGUCUACAGUUUGCUCCAUAAUUUCCUCUUUCUCUCUGAUUAAAUGGCCACACUGAUUGUAUCAUGUAUUUAUUUUUAAUACUGUCAUUGAAAUGGAGAAUAAAGCUUCCUUCUGCAUCACAGGGGUGCAGUAUGAAAA
This is a messenger RNA of Pantherophis guttatus, 5355 nucleotides long. RefSeq names its product neurexophilin 3 (gene NXPH3). Lineage: Eukaryota; Metazoa; Chordata; Lepidosauria; Squamata; Colubridae. The record is from RefSeq and is a predicted model, not a curated record. Gene Ontology annotation, molecular function: signaling receptor binding.